Messenger RNA from Ailuropoda melanoleuca (giant panda), 3608 nucleotides. It is a transcript of the gene BHLHA15, whose product is annotated as basic helix-loop-helix family member a15. The record is from RefSeq and is a predicted model, not a curated record. Lineage: Eukaryota; Metazoa; Chordata; Mammalia; Carnivora; Ursidae. Gene Ontology annotation, biological process: sensory organ development; axon development; positive regulation of transcription by RNA polymerase II. Gene Ontology annotation, molecular function: protein dimerization activity; E-box binding; DNA-binding transcription factor activity, RNA polymerase II-specific. Gene Ontology annotation, cellular component: nucleus.
UCUGGCCACUGUCGACCGCGGACAGCUGCCCCAUGUCCACAGCGCUUCUGGCCCCAGUGUCUUCCCUGCGUGUGUGACAUCCAGCGGCUGUGGGUCAGUGUGGUGGCGGAGUGGGCACCUGUCCAUUAGGGCAGGUGGGAGGCACGGCAACCUCAGGCAGACCCUGCGCUGAGCUAGAGUCCUGCACAUCUCUGGGUGGUCUGAGAAAGGUGUUGAAGGCCACCUAAGCUCAGGGGGCGGUGAGGAGCAGGGGGCCAGGGAAAGAUCCAGGGAUCAGCCGUGUUGAGAGGGGGCACCAGAUCAGAGAAAAAACUCUGAGGGCUUUCCCUGAGGUCAAACGGGAAUGUGGUUGGGGGGCUCGGCUCAGGGCUUCCAUGUGUGAGGGGGAAGGGGCCUGGGGUCACUAUGCACCACGUGGUCAGCCACCACUGGGCAGCAAGGGGGCUGCCGGGCACAGCUGCCUUGUGUCCCCUGGGCGUCCUAAGCGUCUACCAGCCUGCUGUGUGACCCUGGGGUGUUCUGGAUUUCAGUUCCCAGGGCCUCCCUCAGAGCCACCAUCUGUGGGUACAACUAGCCUGGAGCCAUGAAGACCAAGAACCGGCCCCCCAGGCGCCGGGUGCCACCGCAGGACACAGAGGCCACCACAGGGGAACGGACCCCGGACAGGCCCCAGCAGGGGUCGGGGCUGGAGCUGACCAAGGGUCUGCGGAGCAGGACGGCGCGGGCCAGGCGGCGCGCUGAGGGCGGGCGCCGGCGGCCGGCCUCGGGGCCUGGUGGCCGGCGGGAGAGCAGCGUCCAGCGGCGUCUGGAGAGCAACGAGCGGGAGCGGCAGCGCAUGCACAAGCUGAACAACGCCUUCCAGGCUCUGCGGGAGGUCAUCCCGCACGUGCGCGCCGACAAGAAGCUGUCCAAGAUCGAGACGCUCACCCUGGCCAAGAACUACAUCAAGUCGCUGACCUCCACCAUCCUGACCAUGUCCAGCGGUCGCCUCCCAGGCCUGGACGGGCCGGGCCCCAAGCUCUACCAGCACUACCAGCAGCAGCAGGCGGCCGGGGGCGUGCUGGGGGCCACUGAGCCCCAGCCCGAGGGCCACCUGCAGAGGUACUCCACGCAGAUCCACAGCUUCCGAGAGGGCUCCUAGCGCCCGGCCUGGGGGUCAGCGGCCGGGCCCGCUCCUCCCGGCCCUGCUGCCUCUGUGCGGAGAGCCCCAGAUUGGUGGUGACAGCCCGCGUGGACAUGGCCCCAGCGGUUCCAUUUUCCCCGAACGCUCAGCUGGCGCCGUGGGGCACACCGUGGCCUCGAGGGGACAAAACCAGUGAGUGUCCUGGUCCAGGCCGUGGCUCUGGGCAGCAUGAGGCCCAAACCUCAGAGGUCCCAGGACCUGCUUUUUAAUCGACUAGGCCACAGUGGACAGGCCUUUGUAACUAAAUUCUCUUCACUCCCAACUCCCUCCUGAGGCAAGGGGAUUCCAGGAAAAGGUCAGCUUUGGUAAGUUUCCCCAGUUCCUGUGGAGGCCCUGGGCCCAGAAGGCUCCUCCUCCAACCUCCGUUGUGGCCUCCUCAUUCGGGGUAAACUGAGGCACAGAGCAAGCAAAGUCCGUGGCCAUGGAGUGUGGCUAAGCUGAGAUGAUGGAUGCGUGUAAUUCAGCAUGUGUCAGUGAGAAACCCCCAAACCCCUAGAAAUACUAAUCCGAUUACCUCAAAUUAAUUCUAAAGGGACGUUGGCAGGAAGAGCGGCUGGGACCUUUUCCUGCCUCCUGCUGGGUGGGGGCUCCUGACUGUGGAGGGGCACGCGGCUGGCGCUGCGGGGCUGGGGACAGGCCUGGGGGGAGGCUGGUAGCCGCCGCUCCCCCUGAGCAGCGUCCGUCCGCGUCCCACCCAGGUUUGCUGCUUGCCGUCAUACUGCCCACUGCCGGGGUCUUGGCGGUGGCGGAGGGCGGUCAGUCUGAUGGAGCUUGGAGCUGCGGACCCUGCAGGGCUGUGCGGGAAGGAGCCUGGGUGGCAGGAGCUCCCCUCCCCCACCUGGUGCUGCUCCUUCGAGGCGGGCCUGGGCAGUUUGGCAGGUCCCCUGCCGCCUCAGGCCAAGCUUCCUUCUGUGGGGACAGGCUUGGCGACUUUGCUCUCAGUGCCCCCUGGCAUCUCUCCUCCCUCAUCCCUGUGCCCACAGCCAGUAUGGGGAGGGGACAGGGCAGCCUUGGCAGCCUCAGGCAGGAACCCCAGUGACAGGGGCUGUGGCGAGGGUAGGGUUGGUCUGGCGUAUGAGACCAGAGCUGUCCCCGAGAGCUGUCCACGAGGUGCUGGGGGGCCAAGCCCCUCCCGGGUGGGGGCCCGAGCAGCAUGGGGGCAGGGCUGCCACAGUAGAGGGCCACCUCACACCCUCCCAACCCCGGUGGUCCCGGCCCCAGCCCCACUGCCAGGCUUGGCAUUAGGAUCAAGAACAGCAGGCAGCGGCCUCAGAACAGCCAUUAGCCACAUUGGUCGUCACUUUCCGGGUUGGGUGCUGGCUAGACCCUCUGCAGGCCCUGUGCCAGGCCCUCCGGAAGGUGGCCCUGGGAGGCCUGGUCUGGCCCCGGCCAUCCUUCGGCACGGUCAGGUGGGGACCCCACGUGCUCCUGGCCUGCCCCUUGGAGGCGCCCACUUGGGAAGGUCGGUGGUCAGGACAUUCCACUGGUGGGAGCUGAGGUUGAAGGCCGCUUGGAGCUUGGGACUGUUGGGGCCCACGCUCCCUGGGGGUGCCCUGCCAGCUGGGACACAACAUAAGGCCUGCAGAGCCCAGUGCACCCCCAAACUUGCUGAAGGAACCGCAAGCUGAGCGGAAAGCACCAGGAGGGGGGGCGCCCAGCAGAGGCUCUGUCCAGGAGGCCGUGCCCGAUGACCCGUGGUGGUGGGAGGGUCUGUGGUUCACCACCUUGCAGAUGACAGCUUUCAGAGCUCCUGUCCCAAACUGGCACCUGCCUCCCCUCUGCUUCCCAGAGGGUGACCUGGGCUCAGGUGUCUGGUCCUUCUUCCCCCGUGGCCAGAGGGCAGCUGCACACUCUGUGGCCGUGACACAAAUCAUCCUUAAAGGUCCCAGCUGAGCUUUGAGCUUCGGGGUGUUAAAUACGCGGGGCCAGGGAGGGGAAAGGUCUGGUGAUGGGCCAGCGAGGCCUGCUGCUGGGCCUUCUCCCUCGGCACUUGUCUUGGGUCCUUCUGCCCUGCAAGGACAUCCAAAGCCAGCAACCCACUGGCCCCGAGCCCUGCCACCUGGCCUGUGCCCGGGCCUUGCACCCACCUGCAGACCAGAGCUGUGUGAGCUCAGGAGGCCGAGACCCCUAUGGACUGGAGCCGAGAAACCAGAACUUUGACUUUUCUGUGAGAAAACCUACCUUGGAACUGAACGGCCAGUGCCCCUGCUGUAACUGUGGUAAAAAUGUUUCUUAAGUGACCCAAAUUUGCUUUGAUUUCUCCUAAUGGUCCCUUCAGAGUACUAAUGAAACCAAUGCUGUGUCAUAAAACAAAAAUAAGAGAUCCUACCAUGACUGCUACUUUGGCCCCAGGCUGGACGUUCAUGGGGAACUGUGCGUUUCCAUCACAAGGUAGCAAUAAAAAAAAAAAAUAGCAUGCCCUUUA